This is a messenger RNA of Penicillium subrubescens, 1203 nucleotides long. RefSeq lists its product as uncharacterized. The record is from RefSeq and is a predicted model, not a curated record. The transcript has a single exon. The coding region runs from base 1 to 1203 and encodes 400 amino acids. Lineage: Eukaryota; Fungi; Ascomycota; Eurotiomycetes; Eurotiales; Aspergillaceae.
AUGGACGGGGAUUCGCGGACACCUCGCUGGGAUGGCAGUCGGUUAUCGUCCUCGUCUUUCACCCGACAAGGUUGGUCUCGACUAUCUCCGCAUGAAGGCCAUGCAGGACCUUCCCACUACGCAAGCUGGCAGCACUACGAGUCCUUUGCCGACUACGAAACAUUCCGAGACCCUCAGUCUUCGGCUCUGCGUGAAGUGCACGAAGACACGCAACACUCAGACCGCGCUGCUGCUAAUCUAACAUCGGGGCGGCUGUCUACUUUACCAACGCGGCCUGUUCUGGUCAGAGCGUAUUCUGGAAAUGCAGAGGAUGAACCGAGGAGCAAGUCAUCGACCAUGUCUCCGCGUCGACUGUUCCCGUUUACCGGGUCGAGGAGUUCGGGUUCGCCGCUCCCGUCCGAUAAAGACUUCAGUAUUGAUAGUAUACUGCAGGCCAUCGAUCCCGAUAUCCGUGGAACAUUAGACUCAAUCGCCGAGAUCUGUGGGCGCAGUAAACUAAGUCUUGCCAAUGAGUAUGGCAGUCACAUCGCCCCGUUGGGAGAGAUUCGUGCUCCACCAACAGGUGGCUUGGUGCCGGUUGAAGAGGCAAGCUCGAGUGAGGAAGGUCGUGCCGAUGAGGGUGUCGUUAUCUUUGAUGAAGACCCCGGCGUGAUGGAUACUAGCCGUGAUAUGCAUCCAUUCUCUUUCUAUCGCUAUCUGGAGAAUCUCCGGCACGCUGCAUCCGCCUUGGAGCGUAAUGGGGGUUCGACCUCCAUAAUGGCUGCACAGUCUGCCAUCAUGAAUGGACAGUCGGCUUCAGCUACUGGGUUAGAAAGAGACGCAUUGCCAGUGAUUCGCGAGUUUCCCACGGGGCCAAAGAACUCCAGCCGGGACCUGCUGGGGAAGCAUCAGCCCUCUGGCAAUUCGGGCCAGUCCUCGCAAGAUAUAGCUACCCCAGCUAUAAUCUCAGAAGUUCACUUUGAUGCGCGAGCCGAUGAUCAGCACAUUGCUACUGAGCCACGCCUAGGUGGAAGGGCCAGUGGCCGCUCAACACCGGACACCUGGAAUACGUCCGAUGUGGUCCAAUCUCUCCUUGGUUGGCUGAAAUGGACUACUCGUGUCGUUGAACCAGACUCGCGACCUGCCUUGCAAUCAGCCGAGGAUCGUCUCCGGGCUAUGCUCGGGCGAGCAGACGAUGAAAACACAUCUUUGCCUGCAGCUUAG